CAGUGCAGUGUGACCAUCUUUGGCUUACACACGCCGCCACACCUGACGUAACAGCGUUUUCGCAUUUGCUGUGAUCUUUAAACUCGACAAAUUCCUAUUAUUUAUUUGAUUAAAAAUAAGCCACCAAACAUGCUGAAGCUUCCACUGACUCAACUGCUGAGGCAUUCCAUGGCCAACCAACUGUUGCGCAGCCAAACGCGCCUUUUACACUUGGGCGAAGCCAAUGUGCUCAGCAGCGAAAUUGAUAAGCAAUCAGUCGAGUAUAAGGAUAAUGCUAGCGAGAUGCGCAAGUUGGUUGGAGAGCUGCGUCAGCUAACCAGUCAGGUGUUAACAGGUGGCGGCCCUAAGGCCAUCGAGCGUCACACCUCGCGCGGCAAGUUGUUGGCCAGGGAACGCAUUAAUCUGUUGCUGGACAAGGGCUCACCUUUCCUGGAGCUGAGCACCUUAGCUGGUCAUGAGCUGUAUGGCGAUGAGCUCGUCAAUGCCGGUGGCAUUGUUACAGGUGUAGGCAGGGUGUGCGGCACCGAAUGCGUGGUGGUGGCGAAUGAUGCCACCGUCAAGGGCGGCAGCUAUUAUCCCAUAACAGUGAAGAAGCAUUUGCGUGCCCAGGAAAUAGCUCAGGAGAAUCGCUUGCCCUGCAUCUAUUUGGUUGAUUCCGGUGGCGCCAAUUUGCCACGUCAGGCGGAAGUGUUUCCGGACAAGCUGCAUUUCGGGCGCAUCUUCUACAAUCAGGCGAAUAUGUCAGCUCAGGGCAUACCACAAAUUGCCGUUGUUAUGGGCAGCUGCACAGCUGGCGGAGCUUACGUCCCAGCCAUGGCAGAUGAGAGCAUCAUUGUGAAGAAACAGGGCACCAUCUUUUUGGCUGGCCCACCGUUGGUCAAGGCAGCCACUGGCGAGGAGGUGUCUGCCGAGGAUUUGGGUGGCGCCGAUUUGCACUGCAAGACUUCCGGUGUCACGGAUCAUUAUGCUGUGGAUGAUGAGCAUGCUCUGUAUCUGGCCAGGCAAAUCGUUAGCAAUCUCAACUUGGAUGCAACGAAUGCUUACAAUGAGCAACUGCAGCAUUCCAGUAAACAGAAUUUCGGCUCAGCCACGCCAGCAGCAGUUGUGGAGGAGCCGCUGUACGAUCCAAAGGAACUCUACGGCAUAGUUGGACCCAAUCUAACAAAGAGUUUUGAUGUUCGCGAUGUCAUUGCUAGAAUUGUGGACGGCAGUCGCUUCACUGAGUUCAAGAAGCUCUACGGCGAGACUUUGGUUUGCGGAUUUGCCAAGCUCUAUGGCAGCACUGUCGGCAUAGUGGGCAACAACGGUGUGCUCUUCUCGGAGAGUGCUCUAAAGGGCGCACAUUUCAUACAGCUGUGCGCGCAGCGUAAGAUUCCACUGAUCUUCCUGCAAAAUAUAACGGGCUUCAUGGUGGGCCGCGAUGCUGAGGCUCAUGGCAUUGCCAAGAAUGGCGCCAAGAUGGUCACCGCCGUUGCCUGUGCGAAUGUGCCCAAGUUGACGGUGAUCAUUGGCGGCUCCUAUGGCGCCGGCAAUUACGGCAUGUGCGGUAGAGCCUAUUCGCCGAGGUUCCUUUACAUGUGGCCCAAUUCACGCAUCUCUGUCAUGGGCGGCACACAGGCUGCCAAUGUGCUAGCGCAGAUCACCGAGGAUCAGCGUAAGCGCGCGGGCAAAGAAUUUAGCGAGGAGGAAGCGCAGAAGCUAAAGACUCCAAUUGUGGAAAUGUUCGAAAGGGAGGGUUCACCCUAUUACAGUACAGCACGCUUGUGGGACGAUGGCAUUAUUGAUCCAGCAAAUACAAGGCAAGUGCUUGGCCUGAGCCUUAAGGCAGCUCUAAAUAAUUCCGUACAGGAAACCAAAUUUGGAGUUUUCCGCAUGUAGAAAAAUUUGAAUGUUAAAAACUUGACAUUUACAUUUUUCUGUGAGAUUUCUAUGCAUUUGUGAGCAUUUAAUGUUCAAAUAUGUUGUAACUGUUGCAUUUAUUAGUGUUAAGUGAAAAUGUGUUGUAAACUUGUUUGCCAUUUUUUUGUAUACACAAUGGGCGUGGCCCGGCAAGUUGUUUUUAAAUUUAAAUUAAACUGCGAUCGAUACUGAGUAAAGUUGUUAACAGCAUCGGCUUAUCGAUAUGACACAACUAUGUUAGUUACUAACAGUG
Messenger RNA from Drosophila hydei, 2152 nucleotides. It is a transcript of the gene Mccc2, whose product is annotated as probable methylcrotonoyl-CoA carboxylase beta chain, mitochondrial. The record is from RefSeq and is a predicted model, not a curated record. NCBI's taxonomy places the organism in Eukaryota, Metazoa, Arthropoda, Insecta, Diptera, Drosophilidae. Gene Ontology annotation, biological process: L-leucine catabolic process. Gene Ontology annotation, molecular function: methylcrotonoyl-CoA carboxylase activity. Gene Ontology annotation, cellular component: mitochondrion; methylcrotonoyl-CoA carboxylase complex. Bases 130 to 1878 code for a protein of 582 amino acids. The transcript has 4 exons.